Messenger RNA from Panicum virgatum (switchgrass), 907 nucleotides. RefSeq names its product putative glycine-rich cell wall structural protein 1. NCBI's taxonomy places the organism in Eukaryota, Viridiplantae, Streptophyta, Magnoliopsida, Poales, Poaceae. Bases 55 to 639 code for a protein of 194 amino acids. The record is from RefSeq and is a predicted model, not a curated record. The transcript has a single exon.
CUUAGAACUCAUCACAACCCAUAAUCACUAGUCACUAGUAGCUCACAAGUCACAAUGGCAGGCACCAAGCUAGUAGCACUGGGUUUUGUUGUCCUCAUGAGCAUAGGAUUAGCCAAUGCCGUGAGGGUGGCGAGAUACUCUAGUGCUGAUGGAACAGGCACAGGAGGGGGAGGGGGUGGAGGAUAUGUGAAUGGUGCCGGAUCAGGGGCCGGGUCCGGCACCGGCGAAGGAGAGAGCAGUUCAAGUGGUGUCCACGCAACUGGUGGAGGGGGUGGUGGAGGUGGUGGAACUAGCCAAUAUGGUGGGUCUGGUUACGGUGGAGGGUCGGGGUCUGGGUCUGGGUCUGGGUCCGGUACAUAUAAUCAAGGACCGUAUUCUGGUUAUGGAGAAUCUUCUAGUGCUGGUGGUACAGGUGGUGGUGGAGGAGGAGGGCAAGCUGGAGGUUCUUGGGGAUCUAGUGCGCAAGGGUCUGGUAGUGGCACUGGAUCUGGUUCUAGCUACUCCAACCGGUAUUGGUAUGGACCUAGUUAUGCAGGUGCAAAUGCUAAUGGCAAUGGUGGUGGCACCGGGAGCAGUCAAAAUGGUGGGGGAGGUGGUGGCCAAGGUUCUGGAUCUGGGUACGGCAAUGCCAACCCCUGAUUACUACAUCUAAUCCAUCUGAAGUUGGAGCCCGUCAUCCUUUCUUGUUUGAAGUCGUGGGUUUGUUUUGGUUUCUUUGUAAUCUUGUUUUGCUUAUGUCAGAAUCAAACUAAUAAAGGGCCCAACUGUUCUAGUAACACUAGCAGUCUAGUUUAAGGUGCAUCUUAUAAAAAGAUGUAACCAUGUAAGUUUAUGGUUAACUGCAUGCCAGUAUGUGCAAUGCAAAGUCACAAGCAUUGAUAUAUGAGUCAUUUACCUGUCUACGGUU